This is a messenger RNA of Fulmarus glacialis (Northern fulmar), 301 nucleotides long. RefSeq names its product activated RNA polymerase II transcriptional coactivator p15-like. The annotation marks the transcript as partial. The record is from RefSeq and is a predicted model, not a curated record. Gene Ontology annotation, cellular component: nucleus; transcription regulator complex. Gene Ontology annotation, biological process: positive regulation of transcription initiation by RNA polymerase II. Gene Ontology annotation, molecular function: transcription coactivator activity; DNA binding. The transcript has 3 exons. NCBI's taxonomy places the organism in Eukaryota, Metazoa, Chordata, Aves, Procellariiformes, Procellariidae.
AAAGAAAGAAAUGUCUUCUAAGUCAGAGAAAAGGCUGAAAACAGAGGCCAACCCUUCAAAGGUGACAGAAAAACCUCUGGGACAAGGCAGUGAAGAGGAGGGCAUGUUCCAGAUUGGGAAGAUGCGUUAUGUCAGAGUGUCCUGCUUCAAGGGGAAGGUCCUUGUGGACAUCAGGGAGUUCUACGCUGACAAGGAGGGCAGCAUGAAACCGGGGAGGAAAGGGAUUGCCCUGUCUGCAGAACAGUGGAACCAGCUGAAGGAGAUCAUUCCAGAGAUCGAUGUUGCAGUCAAGAAAUUAUAA